GUAAACGUUUACUAUACUUGGUCUUUGGAGUAAACUGCUUUCUUAGUCUACGAUAUUUUUAAUUCUUGUAACUAAUGUUUUAUGUUUUAAACUUUUAACCAACUUAUAACCUUCACAUUCAAAUCAUUUCUGAUUUCAGUUCACUUUUAUCAAUAAAAAUAUUAUUUAAAAUUUUUAUAAGUUCACCCUAUAUUUUGUAAAGUCAGUUGUUGAUAUUGUUUAACUAUGACGGAAGAAAACAAAGCUACUAAGGAAAGAGUAUCCUCAGAAAUUGGAGAUCGGAGCAAUCAGAGUUUUUUAGGUGAUCCAUUAUCAGCUAAACAUGCAGUUGAAAUGUUACUUAAUGAUACAUUGCAGUAUAAUGUCUGUAGAUAUUGCCUACAUGUAACAACUUAUCUAAGAGAGUUGGAUGAAAUAUUGACGAUGGGGGGCAAGGAUGCUUUUUUUGAAGUUACAAUAAACGAUAUAAUAGCGAGCGUUCAUCCUUUUAAGGUGAACAGUAAAACCAAUGUCCUAAACAAGAUAUGCAAUAUGUGUUUGGAUAAAGCUAUCUCAUGUUAUCUUUUUGCACAGCAAUGUGAACAGUCUGAAAGAGCAUUGCGAAACUAUUUUGAAGAAAUUAUUGAUAAAUUUAAUAAGUUGGACCCCAUAGAACCUGUAAAGAAAAGAGGAAAAAGAAAGAUAAACCCCAAUUAUAAUAUUCUAUUUGUGGAACAUGAGAAUGUUAUAGAUUUUGCAGAGCCUAUUAUUAAUAUUGUUAAUUUAAAUGCAGUGCCUAAUGAGCAAGAUACAAUAAAUGAUUUAGAGUGUUCUAAGUGUUGGCAAGUUCUACCAAAUACAAUUUCAUUGUUGAAUCAUGAGAAGUCACACCCAAAGUCAAUGUGGUAUCACUGUAGGCUAUGUGGCAAGUCAUUUGUCAGAAUUCAUCAAUAUAAGAGACAUAUACGAAAUUGCCACAUUAGCAAUGAAAUAAAUGUUCCGGAGAAAAAGUUUAAAUGCAAUGAGUGUGGUAUCAUGAAUGAGCAGUUUAGUAUACAUUUGCAACAUGUGGAAAAACACAAAUUCAAAUCAGUUUUUGAAUGUUUAAUAAAACAAAAUCUUAAAUGCAUCUGUAUGAUAUGCUUUGGAAAAGAGGAAACUUUAAUAGAUUUAAAUGAGUCAAUGCAUUUCCAUGGUGGUUAUAAGGAGUUAAGUGGCGAAAGGAGCAUCUCUAGUAUCUUGACAAGAGUGUUGCCAAAUAAUAAUGUUAACAGAUAUCAAGAUCUACUAAUACCCUUAUUACCGGUAUUAAAACGUAAAAUCAAUGACACAGACAAAUAUGUUGUCAAGAAAAUGAAAUUAACAAAGAAUUUGGAGAUUUUUUCACAACAAAUCAUAAUAUGCACAUUUCAUUUUGACAUUUCAUGUGUAUAUGAAUUGUCUAGACCAGACUAUUCUGUACGGUCAUCAAGCAAUUGUGAAAUCUAUGAAGUACUGAAUACAGUUAGAUCUUUUAAAUCUUUUUUUUAUUCUAACCCAAUUAAUGCUAUAACAUCAAAUCUAACAAUUAAAAACAUUAAUGGCUUUUUCAGGAUGGUUGAGUGGAUAGUUUCCUACACAGAACAGAAAUAA
Molecule: messenger RNA, 1611 nt
Organism: Leptidea sinapis
Lineage: Eukaryota; Metazoa; Arthropoda; Insecta; Lepidoptera; Pieridae
Exons: 4
Coding region: 226-1611 (461 amino acids)
Cellular component (GO): nucleus
Molecular function (GO): zinc ion binding
Source: RefSeq, a predicted model, not a curated record